UGAAGUUUAAAUCUCGUUUCACGAAAGCCUGUCAGAGUCUCCCUGGACACAACAAGUGCGUACGCUUUCCAAAAUAAUACACAAUAACACAAUAUAAACACGUUUCCGCAGAGAUGUCGAAGAAACAGAUUUACUACUCGGACAAAUACACCGAUGAGGAGUUCGAGUACAGGCACGUCCUGCUUCCAAAGCAGCUUGCCAGGCUGGUACUGACGUCACACCUAAUGUCCGAGGAUGAGUGGCGCAGCCUCGGGGUGCAGCAGAGCCAAGGAUGGGUACAUUACAUGAUCCACAAACCAGGUGUGCAACAGGAAACUCUUACACUCACAGAGAUCAAACUUGGACCUUUGUUACGAGAGGCUGUUCUGUAAAGGCUGGUCUGGAUGAUGGUUAUAGCGACCUACCUUUUCUGUGGCACUGCUGACAAACUGCACUGUGAUGUACCUGCAGAUUUUGCGCUGGGUUCAAUAUGGAACAUGUCUUGCUGUAGGCAAUCACCUUGCAUAGAGUAAACCCACAUCGCUUUGUCUUUUUUGAAUGCCAUCUGAGCUCAAGCGACUUCAGUGUGUAUUGCCAGAUCACUGCCCAAUCAGAGAUGGACAUAAGACUCCUAUUGAUCACCAUGGUCUGAGGUGUAAUAAGAGUCCAGAGGCAGCAGGACUUGAUUUCAUUGCAAAGUUUUAUUUGUGCUUUUAGUGUCUUAAGAAAGAAAUUUUGAUCUUGUUCAUUACCCUGGCUUGCUCGUAGUUCUUUGCUGAUCAGUUCAAAUUGAAAACGCACUCCUUCACAAAUAUCAGACGCACAAGACGACCAAUUUAUUCUUUCAUUGCUUUUACAGAACCCCAUGUGCUUCUCUUCAGACAGGCUCUCCCACAGAACUGAAGGCUUCCUUUUAAAACGGCAGGUUCUACAAUCUGAACUAAAACUUAUAUAUAGGGUACAUAUCUGAACAUGUGUGUCACCUGUUCUAUUAUUUAUAAACCCUAAAUAGUUGACCAAACUAGAAUGAAAUACUUUAAUUGCACAAGAACAAUUUGAAAAUCGACCAGGGUGAUGAAGAAACUGGAAAAGUAGUAAAGUAACUUUACUUCUAUUCUUUGAGUUUUUUUUUUGUUUGUUUUGUUUGUAAAAGUGUAUGUAAUGCAGCAGUCUGCAUGGUGAACGACUGCCAGUCCUUUCCUUUGGCUGAGGUCUGUCAGUAUUCCUGAACAGGUGUGUCCUCUAGUUGUUUAGAACACAGUUAACAUGGUUAGAUUAGUUUGUUCUGUAAUCCACUGUAUUCGGAAAGCACUAUAUUUAUUGUUGGGUCAUUCCACCAUAAUUCAUCAAGGAUGCCAAAGUGGUUGCAUAGCGCUAAAAAAAAAAAACCCUAAAAUGUUUAUUUUUUUGCCUAAUUGUUUGAACAUGAAGAGCAUUUCAAGUGUCAAACCAGACAGUUUUUGGUCUAAUUUAAACACUGGCAUUCAGAAGGAAGUCUCUGUCUGUGCUAAUCAUCCAUUGGUGAAGAGGGUUAGAAUGACUCCCUUGUUUUGUUUUUUUUAAGUAUGUUUUUAGAAAAUCUUAAAAAAAAAAAAAAAAAAAAAAGGGGGGUGGUGGAAUCCAGGAUCAAAAUCAGAUAUGUAGUUUUCCAGUGUCUUUGCAAUGGUACACACGCAUGCAAUACAGUGACAGUAAAUGUUCAAUGCAGUUUAAUUAAAUUGAUCUGAUUGGAUUGUCAAAGAAAGUGCGUACAACACACACUGUUACAUGUGCACUAAUGCACACUUGUAGGAUCAGAUUUUUGGAUGUGGUUUCCACACCCUCGGUUUUAAAUGCAACUUUUACAAAAGUUUUUUCCCCUGUAAGACCUGGAUCCCCGAUUCUCCUGAGGUUUCAUGUGUUGUAUUCUGUGAAUACUGUGCAGGAUUCUUUCAAUUAGUCGUAUCUCCUUCACUCUCCCAUAAUUUCAAUUGUUUUGACUACUGUGUUUUUUUUUCUUGAGCUGUACUGUAGUUUCACGUUUGUUUUGGUUUGUUGUUGUUGUUCCCCACAGUUCUGAUAUUUUCAAAUGGGUGGUCAAUGCUUUUCCACUAUAUUUGCAAUCUAAUGUCUAAACUGAAGUAUUUGCAUUGUGCUCUUCUGAAAGUUAGCUAAAAGGGGCAGCAAUGCUGCUUGAGUGCUAGCCUUUAGAUUGGAUUGAGCUCGAUGUGCACCCUAUUUGAAGUACAUAGUUGCAGAGAAUGAUUUCCGUGUGUGUGUGUGUGUGUAUAUAAUGUGCUUUUAAACACCUGUUUAACAUUUACUGUAAUAGAUACUUGUGUUAUUGUAUAUGUAUUGUUCUUGGUGUAUAAAUGUGCACGUUGAGAUCUGAUGCACUUCCAAGGCUCCUUGAACAAUAAAAUCGAUCUACACAAGCUGGAUGAAUAAUGGUUUGCUGUCCUUGAUCUUUUUUUGCAGCUGACUUGCUUAGCAGAAAAACUUGCAAGUACUAUGUUAGGUUUUGUGUAAACAGCAGAUGUGAAAGACAUGUUAAGAGGCCUGCUGCAGCACAUAGCCCCCCUCCCCCUGCAAUAUAAUCUGCCUUUUUGACAAUUAAAGCCUUUUUGACAUUGGAUUUUCAGCUGUUGCAUAUGGUCCGUUUUCACUGCCCGUCGUCGUUUUUCAGAACAUGGCUAAGGCCUGUUUGGUGGGCAUUAGAGGAUCCUUCACCAAAAUGACAUGGCAGAAUAUUGUGGUCAGCCUAAAGCAUGGAACCAAAAGAGGAAC
Molecule: messenger RNA, 2745 nt
Organism: Polyodon spathula (Mississippi paddlefish)
Lineage: Eukaryota; Metazoa; Chordata; Actinopteri; Acipenseriformes; Polyodontidae
Product: cyclin-dependent kinases regulatory subunit 1-like
Exons: 2
Coding region: 114-371 (85 amino acids)
Biological process (GO): regulation of mitotic cell cycle
Cellular component (GO): cyclin-dependent protein kinase holoenzyme complex; SCF ubiquitin ligase complex
Molecular function (GO): protein kinase binding; cyclin-dependent protein serine/threonine kinase activator activity; ubiquitin binding
Source: RefSeq, a predicted model, not a curated record